AGGGUGAGGGUAGAAGGAAAAGUGAGGUUACGGGCAGAGAAAAAAAAAACACUUAGAGAAGGUAGAAUCUAGAAGAUUCUGUGUUAAAUGUUAAAUAAUAAACUCCCACACUUCCCGAGGCCUUGAGAGAGACUCAUGAGAAAUGUCUGGGAGCUAGUUGGCUGACUACUAAUCCUAUUAUGGAUUAUGAUUGGACGUCACAAUAUGACGAGUCUAGGAGUAAUAAUGAUGACGAUGAUGAAGAUUAGACCCUCCUGUUCUCCCGUCCUGGCCUCCCUCAGCUGGUCACUUCCCCUCACCAAGCCACCGGACAGACGGACAAACUUGACAGCAUAGACCAGAAACAGCCAGACAAACAGACAGUCACAAAGACAGACAGGCUGACCACAAACACAGACCACUAACAGACAGACCAGAAGCAGACACGUCAGGGACAGACUGGUUGCAGACGUUCUCCAGACUAACAGCCUCACAGGUCCAAGAUGUCCGGCAGUCCCACUGAGGAGCAGGAGGCAUCUGGGGUGAAGACAGGCCCUAAGGGAGUGAUAAACGACUGGCGCAGGUUCAAGCUGGACAGUGUGGACCAGACGCUGCCCCCCAGUAAGAGAGAGCUGCUGAGGCAGAUGUCCAGCCCCCAGACCGACGACCUCAAGGACAAACUCAACCGCAAGAUGAGUGCUCAGGAGUAUGAGUUGAUCCAGGAGGAGGAUGAGCACUGCCUGCGGCGCUACAGGAAGCAGUGCAUGCAGGACAUGCACGAGCGCCUCAGCUUCGGGCCCAAGUUCGACACGGUCCAUGAGCUGGAAAGCGGCGACGCCUUUCUGGAGGUGAUAGAGAAGGAGCACCGCCUCACCCUGGUCAUAGUCCAGAUCUACGCCCACGGCGUCCCAGGCUGCGAGGAGCUCAACUCCUGCCUGGACUGCCUGGCCACAGAGUACCCCAGCGUCAAGUUCUGCCGCAUCACGGCUGUUGCCACGGGCGCCGGCGAGCGUUUCCCUGAAGACGUGCUGCCCACCCUGCUGGUGUACAAGGCCGGCGAGUUGCUAGGCAACUUCGUGGCGGUGACGAAGCACCUGAACGAGGAGUUCUUUGCCACGGACGUGGAGGCCUUCCUGAACGAGUACGGCCUGCUGCCAGACAAGGAGCUCACCUGCCCUGACGAGGAGGAGGAGGGGGGCGGGGCCCAGGUCGAGUAGGACACACACACACCAAGUACACACACACACCAA
This is a messenger RNA of Hypomesus transpacificus, 1229 nucleotides long. It is a transcript of the gene pdca, whose product is annotated as phosducin a. Gene Ontology annotation, biological process: regulation of G protein-coupled receptor signaling pathway. The record is from RefSeq and is a predicted model, not a curated record. Bases 483 to 1196 code for a protein of 237 amino acids. The transcript has 4 exons. Lineage: Eukaryota; Metazoa; Chordata; Actinopteri; Osmeriformes; Osmeridae.